This is a messenger RNA of Diachasma alloeum, 1579 nucleotides long. Its product is annotated as acyl-CoA Delta(11) desaturase. The coding region runs from base 87 to 1127 and encodes 346 amino acids. The transcript has 6 exons. NCBI's taxonomy places the organism in Eukaryota, Metazoa, Arthropoda, Insecta, Hymenoptera, Braconidae. Gene Ontology annotation, biological process: unsaturated fatty acid biosynthetic process. The record is from RefSeq and is a predicted model, not a curated record. Gene Ontology annotation, cellular component: endoplasmic reticulum membrane. Gene Ontology annotation, molecular function: stearoyl-CoA 9-desaturase activity; iron ion binding.
UUCAUGGUUAGUCACGUAUAAGUACGGAAUUACGUGCAUAAGUACGGAAUAGUGACUAUUUAACGGCUCUAGGUGCGCAAGGGAGAAUGGCUGCAGGUGAAUCGCAGACUGUCCAUGAGCCAGAAGAUCUGCAGAAAAUCCUGAAUCCAGAUGGAAAAAAGGAAAAGCGAUAUGCGUUUGGGUUUAGGACUCAGGUUUACUGGGGAAAUGUCAUUGGAAUUUUCAUCUGGCACAUGCUUUCGUUCUACUACUUCAUCACGUUCCCUUAUCUGCAGCAUAAAGGCCUCGUAAUCUGGGCAUUUGUCCUGGCGGAGCUGAACCUCCUCUCAAUCACUGCUGGUGUUCACAGACUCUGGUGCCACCGAGCUUACAAGGCAAAGGCACCUCUUCGCCUUCUACUCGCUAUACUGUAUUAUUCUAGUGGGGAGAAUCGCAUCAUUCAAUGGGUGCGGGAGCACAGGUGUCACCACAAAUAUGCAGACACCGACGGUGAUCCCCACAAUAGCCAGCGUGGUUUCUUCUUCUCCCACUUUGGCUGGCAAAUGAUGAAGAAACACGACGCUGUGAUCAACGGAGGCAAUACUAUAGACUUGAGUGACGUUGAGGCUGAUCCAAUCGCUUCAUUCUUCGACAAGCGUUACGUAUUCUUCAAGACUCUCUUCUGCUUUUUCCUCCCAGUUUUCGUUCCUGUAUACUUCUUCAACCAAGACUUGAAAGCCGCGAUAAUCACCCAAUGGCUGAUGAGGUACCCCUACGUCGUCAACAUGAUGUUCUCAGUCAACAGUUUCGCACACACAUACGGAUACCGCAGUUACGACAAGACCAUCAGACCGGCGGAGAACGCGAUGAUCUCCCUGAUGAUGGUGGGUGAAGGCUGGCACAAUUACCAUCACGCAUUUCCCUGGGACUACAAAGCCUCGGAGCUCGGUUGGGCGUUAUUCAACAGGACCACCUUCUGGAUAAACUUCUUCGCGAAAAUCGGCUGGGCUUACGACCUGAGGGAAGCCACCCCCGAGCACAUGAAGAGGAUCAUUGAGCGCAAGGGCGACGGCACGCAUCCAGUUUAUGGAGUCAAGAAAAAAGACGAUGAAAUCGAAGUCACGCAAAUGCCCUACGCUUAUGAAUAAUUGUCAAAACAUCUUCAUUAUUUAAUUUAUGAUUAGUUUAGGGAAGUCCGAAGAAUUGGCAAUAUUUGGACAACUUCUUUUCCAUCUUCUUUUUUCCAUUGAAAAAUCCAGUGUAACGAUUUUUGAACCCUCUAUUUCGCUUAUCAAGUAAUGUAAUACGAUGUCUAUAUAUUUUUUUUAUGUUGUGUAAUCUUUUGUUUACAGUAAUUGUACAAAAUGAGACGUUAAUUUCUUACUGUAAUAAACAAAUACACAUAUAACGUAGUAAUAAAAAAUGUAAUACAGUUCUGUACUGUACAAAAACAUAUGUAGGAUAGUAUAUAUGUAUCUAGUACAUAAUGCAUCCCUAAAAAUGAAAAAGAACAUGAAAAGCAAAAGAAAAACGAAGAAGGUGGAGAGAAUUAUGAUGAUUCCGAAUAAAUUAUUCAAUAAUUAAGUUCUCAUUCGGAAAA